Molecule: messenger RNA, 2043 nt
Organism: Bombyx mori (domestic silkworm)
Lineage: Eukaryota; Metazoa; Arthropoda; Insecta; Lepidoptera; Bombycidae
Product: vesicle-associated membrane protein 7-like
Exons: 4
Coding region: 191-853 (220 amino acids)
Biological process (GO): vesicle fusion; exocytosis
Cellular component (GO): SNARE complex
Molecular function (GO): SNARE binding; SNAP receptor activity
Source: RefSeq, a predicted model, not a curated record
AUUGCGUUUGGACAUUCAAAAUCUUUAAACCGUGGGCGGAUCGAGAGGACGCCACAUCGUAUAGUUGCGGUUUGUACUCUUGUAAUGCAGCAGUUAAACAAUAUUCUUCAAAAAAAUUAUUGAAACUGAUAAUAAUAGUGAAAGCGUCAAAUGGUGUGAACAGUGAUAAUAAUUUGUAGUCAUAUUUAUAAUGCCUAUAUUAUUCAGUGUGAUAGCGUGUGAUAAACGAGUCGUUUCGAAAUUCGCAACCUGCGAUGGUAACUUCGUGGAGAUAUCCGAACGAAUGGUCUCAAAAAUACCGGUACAUGAUCACAAGAUGACGUACCUUCACGGAAAAUAUUUGAUUCACUAUGUUGUUCACAAGAAAAAUAUAUUUCUUUGUAUUACAGAAAAGAGCUGUCAGAGAUCAAGGGCAUUUUUAUUCUUAAAUCAAAUCCAGAGACGAUUUGCUGAAUACGUAAAAAAUUUCGAACAUAUACUGGCAGAGGAAAUGUACCGAUACAAUGAAGAUUACAGUACUAUAGUUAUAAGAAAUGGCGAACUGGAUGAAUUGAACAGGAUCAGCGUUGAAAGGAGUGAAACAAUUCUCGGCGAGAAAAUGCUUUUAGUUGAUAGCAUCGAUAGUUUAUCGUACAGUACGAUUUCGUACGUGGGUAGAGCUCCAGAACAAAUAUCUAUAUCUGUACAAGAUAAACAACGUUUCAAUUUUAUUUUCAUAGGAAUAUUUAUGAUUAUUGUGGGAUCUUCUGUUUACGUUUUCGGGCCGAUAUCUUGUGUCACGGCCACAGUAAUUAUAGUAUUUACAUUCAUUAGAUCACUAUACGUAUCCAAAAAUAAAACUCAUUCGAAUUAAGGAGAAAUUGACGACAUUAAGAUAAUUUACUUUCGCGGUCUCAUUGAGUUGUUUUCGUUCCGAAACGUAUGCUUGAAUUUAUUUAGUAAAAUUAAAUAAAUAAUCUUCUAUAUAACAUUCAGUUAUGAACUUCGUAUGUAAUUUCGUUUUGAUUCCUUUUUACAAAUAGAUAUUUACGUCAAUAAGCGGCAGGGUGUAUUUUUAAAGUUGUUUUUGUAAAUAAAAUAUGUCAUAUGUUUUGUGUCAUGUUUCAUAAUUUCAUAUUCUGUAACGGUUACACGUUAUACAUAUAUAUUUAUUGUAUGGAUGUAUUUUCUUUAAUAAUGUGUUGUUAAUAGUACACCGCAAUAUAUCUGCUGUGCAGAAUUUCGGGUAAUUAAACGGUUGUCUGGAGGAGAUUGCUUUUAGCGAUAAGACCGCCUAUUGUACCAACUCAUCUGCUUCUUGACUGUUUUCUGAUGUAAAAUUGUGUUUUGGUGUGCAAUAAAGUAUGUUCUCUCUCUCUCUCUCUCCCUCUAACGUUUUUAUUUUAUUAAUUGUCUUUGUUGGUUAGACGAGCAUACCGCCCACCUGAUGGUGAGUGGAUACUGUCACUCAUGGACGUCAGCGAUGCCAGAGAUACAGCCAAAGCGCUGACUACCAUUCAGUACUCUGCGCAAACUUCGUUUGAAGAAAGUCAUAUCGUAGCGCUCAGGAAAGAGAUAGAUGAUACGUGGCAGAAAAAAUGGAAACGCUGGAAACUCACUAUGGACGAAUGCACAAAUUCAUCGCAAUUAAAUGUAUCGUUGAGGCGAAAUUUUAAAUAAAAAAAUUGUAUUUAGAUUUCGAUACACAUAACAUUUUUUCCUCAUUUGAUUAUAAUAUAAUUAUGUAGAAUAGGGAUCGCAGCGCAUAAAAUAAAAUUUCCACUGUUCCAAAAUCUUCUGUUAUAACAAUAAUUAAUACUUUUAUUAAGUCUUGCUCAUUUUUAAACCGUCUUCGCCAUCUUCCAAUUCUCUGUAAUUCUGUCUGUCAUUCUCUUCUCCCUUUCUUUCCGUUUUCUCUCUUCACAUCUUAACGCUCCGUUCCACACUCUUUUCAUACGUUCCGUUCUUACCAAUCCUACAAUUAUUAUAUGUCCAAUUCUUUCGAUUUAUAUGAUUUUUAAUCUGUAUUAAAUGUAUAGAUAAAGAUAAAGCAUUUAAGUAUCA